AUGGCCCCAAACAGAAAUGCAGACCUGGGGCGUAAAUAUCUUACUUCAACAUCAACCAAUAACCAAGUUGAUUGUCAAUACUGUAACAGGUCAUUCUUAGCACAUGGGAUCAAAUCUCAUGAACAGAGUUGUUUGAGACGAUGGGAUAAGAAGAAUGCCAAUAAAAAUUUUGCAGCACUUGCAGUGCAUGCAGUAGAGAAGGAACUUCAAAGGAAAGCGGCACAUCGAGAGAAACAGUGGAAUCAUAGGAAGCAGACAAUGGCUUCUGCUGCUGCUGUGUUGGUCCCUUCGGGAUCGGCCCUGGAUGACACAGAGUCCUUGCCCGCUCAAGAUCAGCAACCUGACGACUUUACUGUGCAUCCAUGGUCUGAAGAUGGUUCAGAUCUCAUUGAUACAAUGAGCAUCAGUGGAGAUGCACACCAACGUUCGGCAUCAGAUACAAGCAUGGGCACCACACCUAUUCCAAAUAUGCUGUCAUCACUCCCAACUGUGCCUUCAGCUCGCUCCAAUCUUGACACUUUCAAGACAGAGUACCACCCGCACAGUGGCCGCACGACUUCUGUGGAGAUAUUCUCCACUUUUGGACGCAAAGAGCAUCCACAGCUGCCCAUCAUCGACGAACAACCCUGGCAGCCCUUCACUUGUCAUGUGGACUUCGAGUUUGCCGAGCUUGCACAUGGAGCUGCUUUGAACAAAAAUCAGACAGAUGAGCAUUGCAGCUCAUCUGGAGGAUUGCGGAUGGCCAAACGAAAUUCACUUUCAAUACACGCUAUGAGCGCUUUGUACAUGAACCUUGGACUGCAGAUAGGUGGUGGAAUGUACAAUCAUCUUUGCCCGAAAAUGAUAAAACACAUCUCUCUUCUGCUGGCAUGGUUAAGGCAUACCCGGUCUUCGCUCGAUGUGGAAACUUGCCUGUUGGUAUCAGAAAUACCGAUGGGCUCGAUGGUACCUGAUGACUCCAAGGAGGAUGGCAAACUCAUGUACGUCAAUCUCAAACGGGUUGUAUGGCACAAGUCAUUCCUCAAGCUACUCGAAAAUAUUAUAAUCUAUGCUGAGAUGGGGGACCAUGCAGCUGGAGAAAAGGCACUCAAAGAACAGGGCCUGCAGCCUGUUAAGAACGUCUUUUGGAGUGUCCCAAAUUCCGAUCCUCAUGACACAAUUUCACAGGACCACUUGCACAUCUAUCACAUGGGUCAAUGGAAACAUUUGUUUGGUGAACUCAAACGGUGCAUCGCGGCCCUUGGACGCAGCGCUGAGAAACAAAUGGAUGACCAAUUCGAUGCCUUCCCGCUGUAG
Suillus plorans is the source of this 1296-nucleotide messenger RNA. RefSeq lists its product as uncharacterized. The record is from RefSeq and is a predicted model, not a curated record. The transcript has 10 exons. NCBI's taxonomy places the organism in Eukaryota, Fungi, Basidiomycota, Agaricomycetes, Boletales, Suillaceae. The coding region runs from base 1 to 1296 and encodes 431 amino acids.